Messenger RNA from Chanos chanos (milkfish), 816 nucleotides. Its product is annotated as nuclear factor interleukin-3-regulated protein-like. The record is from RefSeq and is a predicted model, not a curated record. Lineage: Eukaryota; Metazoa; Chordata; Actinopteri; Gonorynchiformes; Chanidae. Gene Ontology annotation, cellular component: nucleus. The transcript has a single exon. Gene Ontology annotation, molecular function: DNA-binding transcription factor activity; DNA binding. Gene Ontology annotation, biological process: circadian rhythm; regulation of DNA-templated transcription. The coding region runs from base 1 to 816 and encodes 271 amino acids.
AUGGAGGUGCCCUUUGCGUUCCUGAGACAGGAGGUGGAAGGGGAGUUUGAGGAGACGGCGCUGAGGGGCUCAGGCUCAAGACGCAAGCGCGAAUUCAUCCCCGACGAGAAGAAGGACGCCACCUACUGGGAGAAACGACGUAAGAACAACGAGGCCGCCAAACGCUCGCGCGAGAAACGGCGGGUGAACGACUACGUGCUGGAGACGCGGCUCGUGGCCUUGAGCGAGGAGAACGCGCGUCUUCACACCGAGCUGCUCGCCCUUAAACUCCGCUUCGGCCUCCUGGGAAGCGUCACUCACUCCACGCACCCUCGGACCAUUUUACCGUUGCACCCCUGCGCCUCCCAGCCGUUCCCCGGCGCCUCCAACCCCGGGGUCGAUCGGGAGCUCCACUGGAACAGGAGGCAAGGGGUGAGAGAUCCGCAUCCUCUCCCGUCCUUCUCUCGACCCUCUUCCCUGAACACGCACCCUGGGUCUGCUUUCCUACCUACGCGUUCCAGCCUGUCCAUCAGCAGGGGUUACCCAUACUACUUAGACGUGCAAGGGAUCCUCCCCACCACAAACACGCCAGUAUUAUUACCCCCCCUGGUCCCGCCCCCCUCUGCGGCCUGGGCCGGGUUGCCCCUGCUGCCGCCAGCGAGGCAGAGGUUUACCGUUUCAGACGAAGAGGGCGAACAGCAAGUUCCGGCAACUUCCGGGACAGACGCUAGCGCCGCCCUCCCUCACAAGCUGCGUCUGAAGACCCACAGACCUCGGCCGCAGGGCGACAGCGCUGCCAUGGCAACCUCUCCUCUACCUGUCUACGUAUCCGACUGA